Messenger RNA from Cryphonectria parasitica EP155, 1971 nucleotides. RefSeq lists its product as uncharacterized. The coding region runs from base 1 to 1971 and encodes 656 amino acids. The transcript has a single exon. Gene Ontology annotation, cellular component: U4/U6 x U5 tri-snRNP complex. The record is from RefSeq and is a predicted model, not a curated record. Lineage: Eukaryota; Fungi; Ascomycota; Sordariomycetes; Diaporthales; Cryphonectriaceae. Gene Ontology annotation, biological process: mRNA cis splicing, via spliceosome; maturation of 5S rRNA.
AUGGAUGCGAAUACAAUCGAGGAGCUGAACAAGGUGCGCAAGGCCAUGGGCCUGAAGCCCUUGCCCGUACCAAAUGCCACCCCAUCGGUGCCAUCCAAAGACGCACCCAAAGUCGACGACGAGGAGCCCGCAAGUACCAUCGAGACGCGUGAGGCUGCAGCCGGCGACAACUACCGGAGGGUCCUCGAAGCGGAAAAGACAAAAAGGGAGCGGGAGGCACGCCUUGCCGCCAUCAAGAAGGAGCGCGAGAAGGCACAGCGCUUUGCGACGCUGAAGGGGCAGGGGCUCGGCGAUCUGGAUGACGAGGGUGAUGGCGACGCCAAAGCGUGGCUCAAGAGCAUGAAGAAGAAGCAGAAGAAGAUUGCCGAGGCGAGGAGGCAGGAUGAGGAGGCUGAAGCCGCUGCGAAGGCUGCUGCCCUGGCUGCCGAGUACUCUUCCAAAGACCUGGCCGGCGUCAAGGUGGGGCACGACAUGACGACCUUCCUCGACGGCGACGACCAGAUCCUCACGCUGAAAGACAACACCGUACUGGAUAACGAGGACGAAGGGGACGAGCUCGAGAACCUGAACCUGCGGGAGCAAGAAAAGCUCAACGAGAAGCUAGACCUCAAGAAGAAGCGGCCCGUCUAUGACCCCAACGACAUCGAUGAGACGGGUGAGCGCAGCAUUCUGGCCCAGUACGAUGAAGAGAUCAGCGGCAAGAAGAAAAAGGCAUUCACUCUGGACACGUCUGGCACAAUCGGGGAUCUCGCCGAUAUAUUAGAGGGCCCUGCUGCCGGGAGGGGAGAAAAGAAGACGAUUCAGAACUUGGAUGUUGACAUCAUGAAGGAUGCGCCCGUCUCAGACUACCUCGAUGUCUCGGAGAUCAAGGUCAAGAAGCCGAAGAAGAAGAAGAAGGCAAAGUCCACUCGCCAGCGGGAUGACGAGGAUGCCAUGUUCUCAGCAGACCAGACGGCAACCGGUGAUGACGUGAUGGACAUUGACUUGCCCAGAGCCAAAAAGCGGAAAGUCACAGACGACGCAUUCGUGGAUGACGAUGAUCUACAGAACUCCCUGGCUUUACAGAGGAGGCAGGCGCUCAAGAAGCAGAAGCGGAUGCGGCCACAAGACAUCGCAAAGCAACUCAAAGCAGAAGCAGAGCAGGACGCCGAAGACACCGACCAAGAUGGCGAGCAGGGGGGACUUGUCGUGGACGAGACGACCGAAUUCCUGAGCGCCAUCAACAAGCCUGAGCUGGAUGAGGAUGUGCGGCCGCGGAAGAAGUCGAAAUCGAGGGAACCGGUCACGGCAAUGGACGAUGAGUUGUCGGAUGAGGAGAUGGAGAACGCACCACAUAUCAAGAGGGAAUCUGCCGAGAGAGACCUGUCUGAGGCCCCAGAGGAUCUCACAACAACCGGUGUGGAGGAAGAAAAAUAUGUCGCGCAGGGCCUGGGAGCGACGCUUGCGCUACUCAAAGAACGCAACAUCAUCGAUGCCACUACCGAAGGUGCUCAGAAGAAUGAGCAUUUUCGGCAGAGGGAGCUCUUCCUCGCCGAGCAGGCACGACUCAUUGCCCAGGUCGACGAAGACGCCAAGAGGCAGCGCGAGCGGGAUCGUACCAGCGGAUUUUUGGACAGGCUCAGCGCGCGCGACCGGGAGGAAUAUGCACGCAAGCAGAACGCAGACCGCGAGUUCAAGCUGUCGAGCAUCCGGGCUAACCUCCUCAAGAAAUAUAAGUUCAACGUGGAGCUCAAAUAUGUGGACGACAUGGGUCGCCACCUCAACCAGAAGGAGGCUUUCAAGGAGCUUUCGCAUCAGUUCCACGGCAAGACGAGCGGCAAGGGCAAGACUGACAAGAAGCUGUCCAAGGUCGAGCAGGAAAAGCGCCGCAUGGCCACCAGCAUCUUUGACGCCAGCCAGGAGGCAGGCAUGUCGAACGCCACAGCGCAGCAGACCAAGAAGCGGAAGGAGGCCGGCGUCAGGUUGGCUUAA